AUGAUGUCUACAGCGCUACCUGUAAAAGGCGCAGACGCCAUGGACGUGCAGCUGAUUCGACAGAGAAUGCAGCAAGAUCUUCCACCUCAAGAUGUACAAGAGUAUCUAUGGCGAGUAAGACUCGAAGCAGAAGAAAUCCCCGACAUUGUCGUGGCUCCAGAUAUUGACCCCCGACAGUUCGAUGCUCAACAGACGAGGAAUAUGCCAAAGUUGCAAUCGUUUGUUCUGAAAGAGACGGAUCGAGAGAGGAUACCUGAUGAUAGAUGGAAAAACGAAUUGUUAGCAGAUUUUGCGGAGUUGCGACAACUAAUUGUACGCUGGGAAGCUAUUGGACCACCUAAAGCAGAGAGGGCAGGAGACGAUGUUCCCAUUGAGAUCUUGCGGAAAAAAAGUGCCCAAAAUGAAUGA
Messenger RNA from Peronospora belbahrii, 408 nucleotides. Lineage: Eukaryota; Oomycota; Peronosporomycetes; Peronosporales; Peronosporaceae. The record is from the annotation of a GenBank genome assembly.